This is a messenger RNA of Exophiala xenobiotica, 1590 nucleotides long. RefSeq lists its product as uncharacterized. The transcript is spliced from 3 exons. The coding region runs from base 52 to 1140 and encodes 362 amino acids. Gene Ontology annotation, molecular function: oxidoreductase activity. The record is from RefSeq and is a predicted model, not a curated record. NCBI's taxonomy places the organism in Eukaryota, Fungi, Ascomycota, Eurotiomycetes, Chaetothyriales, Herpotrichiellaceae.
GGACCACCCGUGUUCGAGAUCUUCAUUCACUUCCUCGCACUUCAUUCUCAAAUGGCGGUUUUUUCGUGGACAAGGGCCCUGUCCCUCCUUUUGCUGUUUACCAGCCUUUGCAUGCCGAUCAAUGCGGUGCCACAGCCCAUUGCUGAACGCAGUUCCAAAUGCGAUAAAAGUUGCACGGCCGUACGGAAAGAAUGGGGCUCUCUGAGCAAAUCAGAACGCACAUCCUACAUCAACGCCGUGCUAUGCCUGCAAAAGCUGCCUUCAAAGAUCCCGGCAGGACUUGUGCCCGGCGCGAAAAGCAGAUUCGAUGAUUUUACCGCCACCCACAUCAAUCUGACAACAUCAAUCCAUCUUGACGGCAUCUUCCUCUCCUGGCAUCGCGAGUUUGUCUGGCUCUAUGAACAGGCCCUCCAAAACGAAUGCGGCUACAAAGGAACCCAACCAUACUGGAACUGGGCUCUGUGGAGCACUUCGCUGUCUACCAGCCCUCUGUUCGACGGAUCUUCUACCUCGCUCUCUGGCGAUGGGGAAUACAUCCCGGGUCGCGACCCGUACACCGUUGGCGGUGGUGGCACCCUCCCAGUUGGUACCGGCGGAGGCUGCGUUCUCAAGGGUCCCUUCAAGAACAUGAGUGUCAAUCUGGGUCCGUUUGACUUCAGCGUCGUCUUCAGCGGACUACCUUCCAACUGGACGGCAUACAACCCUCACUGCCUCACCCGGGAUCUGAACAACUACAUUGCGACCCGCUACGGCAACCAGACGGCCAUCAACACCCUCAUGGCCAAGAAGACGAUAGCCGACUUCCAAAAUACCAUGUCCGGCGCCGACAUCAACCUCGGUGUCCACGGUGGAGGGCAUUUUUCGUUGGGCCCGAGCUUGCUGGAUUUCUUCGCCAGCCCUUCCGAUCCAGCUUUCUGGUUGCACCAUGGCAUGAUCGACCGUGUCUGGACGCUUUGGCAGGCGGCGAACCCGAAUAAUAGGGUCACUGCUCUAGACGGGACGAGCACCAUCUUCAACGGCAACUCUACACCGAAUGUCACCUUGGACACGGUGAUGGAUUGGGGUUACCUGGGACCGGCCAAGAAAGUCCGAGACCUCGUCAGUGUCUCGGCAGGAGACUUCUGCUACACCUAUGCGUAGGGGGCCAUGACAAGUUUUGGAUUCUGCCUUUUUCGUCUCUUUUACAUAUAUACAUAUAAUUACUCCGCAGCAACGUCUACCAUGAGGAAAAAGCGAAUGAUGACAAAACGAAACGAAAAGUAUGGUUCAGCCACUUCCGAGCUUUGCCUUGCUGACACGCCAUCCUGCCACUUACUCACCUCCAGAAGCACUGGCAAAAUCAAGCAAGUGCGGUUCGCAUCGUGAGAUACUAUUGAGGAGGAAUGUACGUGUUCUGGUGCGUUGACCACCUACAGUAUGUUCAAGUCUCAGUGCUGUUGGGUCCUGCCGAGCCCGUGGACCUGACUUAUGGCAGCAUCGACGCCACAUCUCUCUUACACCCUGUUCAUCUCUUACGAUAUCGACAGCCUACCCUCACAGUGCCUGUAUCAUCAUCAACCAAGGCUUUCCUAUUGAUAAUGCAGCUUUCAG